GGUAAAAGCUCAUUUAAACGAUUUUUUCUUUUGCAUCGUUCAUGAAAAUAAGAAAACUUAACUUAUUAUUCAUCCCUUUGUCACAAUAUGUGCUAAAUGUGAACGAAUUUUAUACAGGCAUAACUAAAGUCAACUCUCAGAUAACGCGUCAUCAAGUAGCCUACCGAAGUUACAGACGCCAUUUUGGCUCAAACAAACUCUACAUUUCACUUACUAGUAAAACAUAUUCGUCUUAAGAAAUCGUAUUUUAUACUCAAUUCAUUAAAGAGGCCGCCCGUAAAGUUACUGCGCGUGUCUGCUAAUAUAACUGCUGUAUCUUUUUUCUGAAUUGUAAAGUAUUUUUAAUAAUACACCUGCUAAGUCCUCUGCUAGCAGUCCGCUACGUGUCACCGUUGUUGUGCCCAGAUGAUAAGUUAAAUAUUUGGCGAAUGUAAAUAAAAAUGGGUGGAUGCUCCGCUCCAAACUGCUCGAACUCUACAACUAUUGGAAAGCAGCUCUUUCGCUUUCCGAAAGACCCCGUGCGCAUGAGAAAGUGGCUUGUAAAUUGUCGGCGUGAUUUUGUACCGACUCCCUGCUCCAGACUGUGCCAGGACCACUUUGAAGAAAGCCAGUUUGAGGAGAUCGCCAGAUCACCGGCAGGGGGAAGGAAACUCAAACCCAACGCAAUCCCCACACUGUUCAAUGUACCCGACCCUCCCUCUCCUGUCACCCCUCAAGUUGUGUUACCUGUUAAAAAUGAGCCAGUGGAAAAGGACUUGAACAUGGGGGACCAUGGAUAUGCCCGCCGACAGCCCCCUGUGGAUUCAGAGGAGGAUGGGGUUCAGAGGACAGACGAAGAGCGACCCUGCUCUCUCUGCCAGCAUUAUAAAACCAAACUGGAGCAGCAACAGCAGCACACAGUCAGAUUACAGAGAGAGGCAGAGGAAAUGAAGAAACGUCUUUACAAACUGAGUAAAAUAGAGAAGGGGCUGCAGGUGUUCUUGUUUGAGGAUCAGAUACGCGCCCUAACGUUGGCCAAGCGUUCUCGGAGGGCAGUGUGGUCCCAUGACACUUUACUGACAGCCCGUAAAAUCCGUUGCGCGGUGGGGGUUAAAGGAUACGAGUACCUAAGGGAACUGGGCUAUCCUUUGCCUUCGUACAGGACGCUUUGCAAUCGGCUGGAGCCCAAAAUGAUGGUGACCACAAGUAUGCAGGACGAACUGGCAGAGCUCGGCCUGGGCAUCAUAACAGCUUGUGACAGUCCUGAGGGCAACGUGACGAGUGAUGAAGGACUGAUUGGAGUCAUGACCUGAGACACUGUGUUUGUAAGAAACUGCACUUAAACCAGCCAAAGGCGAAGCUACAGCGGGACUCGCAGAGGAUGUUUGUUUACUGGGUUAAAUUAUUUUGGGUUGUUGUUGUUGCAUUUUAAAACCAUUUGCAUAAAUAACAGUCUGGAGAUGGUUCACCAUUAUGUGUUUUCUUUUCUCUAAGAAAGAAAUAUUUUGGUCUUUCUGCAUCUGGCUGUGUAGUUGGAAUCCCUUGAUGCAAAUAUUACACCUGUUACCUAUUUGAAGAAAAUUGAGGUGGAACUGUCAGUGGAAUAAUUUCAGCUGUUCACAGAAUCAUAAGAAUGUACCCUGAAAACCAAAUGUUAUCACUCUAAACUUGAUUUGUGCUACUGAGACAAAGAUAUUAGAAAGUUUUUGCUUGUUUCUGUGAGAGGACAAACGAGCAAAUGUCACUAUUUUAAAGUGGUAUAUCGGUAGUGGUGCUGUCUUAAAGUGGUAUAAAUCUGGUGUACGAGUUUAGCAGCCAAAAAGAUAGCACAUAUUUAUAGAGCCACCACACAAAUGAUUCAUGCAGUUGACAAAUUGAGGGGACUGUUCUGAAUAAUAAACUUCUGUCUGGCCGCAAA
Molecule: messenger RNA, 1897 nt
Organism: Onychostoma macrolepis
Lineage: Eukaryota; Metazoa; Chordata; Actinopteri; Cypriniformes; Cyprinidae
Exons: 4
Coding region: 441-1292 (283 amino acids)
Molecular function (GO): sequence-specific DNA binding
Source: RefSeq, a predicted model, not a curated record